Messenger RNA from Pararge aegeria (speckled wood butterfly), 1132 nucleotides. Its product is annotated as cAMP-dependent protein kinase catalytic subunit alpha-like. Bases 24 to 1109 code for a protein of 361 amino acids. The transcript has a single exon. Gene Ontology annotation, molecular function: cAMP-dependent protein kinase activity; ATP binding. The record is from RefSeq and is a predicted model, not a curated record. Gene Ontology annotation, cellular component: cAMP-dependent protein kinase complex; nucleus. Gene Ontology annotation, biological process: peptidyl-serine phosphorylation. NCBI's taxonomy places the organism in Eukaryota, Metazoa, Arthropoda, Insecta, Lepidoptera, Nymphalidae.
CAAACCGACUUAAGCACACAGGUAUGGCCGACGGACUCAAACAUCACAUUCUUAGCUCGCCCCGGCAUGGAGGCUAUUCAAGUGCAAGACAAGAACAAUACGGUCAAUAUCUCCGAAAACUUCAUGCGGAUUUCUUAGAAACUUGGAAUGAGAAAUCUCCAGAUAACUCAAAACUAAGCGACUUUUUGAAGCAAACGGUUUUAGGCACAGGCGCUUUUGGAGUUGUCAUUCUAACAAAACAUAUCGAUACAGGGAAAUACUACGCUAUGAAAAUGUUGGAAAAGGAGAAGAUAGUAAAAUUAAAACAAAUCGAACAUAGUUACUACGAGAAGAAAAUUCUUUGCGGGCUUAAUUUUCCUUUUUGUGUGUACAUGAAAUAUUUUUUCAAGGACAAUGUUUAUCUUUACUACAUAUUACCAUUCGUACCCGGCGGCGAAAUGUUUUCUCACCUACGCAAAUUAGGUAAAUUCGAUGAAAUGUCUUCAAGGUUUUAUGGUGCUCAAGUAAUUCUAGCACUUGAAUAUUUGCACGCAUGCGAAUUAGUGUAUCGUGACUUGAAACCAGAGAAUAUCCUUAUAGACCGGGCUGGUUACAUCAAAUUAACAGAUUUCGGCUUUUGCAAGUUAAUUCGAGGUAGAACGUGGACUCUCUGUGGUACUCCCGAAUACUUGGCACCAGAGAUUAUUCUUAGUAAGGGUUAUGGUAUGUCUGUAGAUUGGUGGUCACUCGGCAUUCUUUUGUUUGAAAUGAGCGCAGGAUAUCCACCAUUUUAUGCAUCUGACCCAAUGAGAAUCUAUGAAAAAGUUGUGUCUGGUAAAUACAGGAUUCCCAGCCACUUCUCAAUGGAACUUAAAGAUUUAAUAGGACGUGUAGUUCAAAUAGACACGACAAGACGGUUUGGAAAUUUGAAAAAUGGCGUAUUAGAUUUAAAGAAUCACAAAUGGUUCAGAGACAUUGACUGGGACAGUUUAUUAAACUAUCGUAUACCAGCACCUUUCCAACCUAAAAUCCGAUCACCCGGAGAUACAACGUAUUUUGAAAACUUUGACGAUGAAAAAAUUAAAGAGAGCCCAGUAUGCUUAUACGAAGAAGAGUUCGCCGAUUUUUAACUGCAACGUGACUUGCAAUAAUU